This is a messenger RNA of Thlaspi arvense, 657 nucleotides long. The record is from the annotation of a GenBank genome assembly. NCBI's taxonomy places the organism in Eukaryota, Viridiplantae, Streptophyta, Magnoliopsida, Brassicales, Brassicaceae.
AUGAUCCAGCUUCUUUACUCAGUGAUCUUCGCCGAAAUGGCGCUAAUCCUCCUUCUCCUCUUCAAGACGCCUCUCCGAAAGCUCAUCAUCCUCACCUUCGAUCGUAUCAAGCGUGGCCGUGGCCCCGUCGUCGUCAAAACCGUCGGCGCCACCGUAUUCGUUGUUCUAAUGUCGAGCGUCUACAGUUUGCUCAGUAUCCAGCGACGAUCCGAGGAUGGUGCCGUUCUCAAUCCCACCGAUCAAGUCCUUGCUUCGAAGCAUCUUCUUGAAGCUUCUCUAAUGGGAUUUGUGCUAUUUCUCUCGCUCAUGAUUGAUCGACUUCACCAUUACAUCAGAGAGCUUCGUUUACUGAGGAAGACGAUGGAGACUGCGAGGAAACAGAACAGAGGAUUUGAGGAUGGGAAAAACACAAGUGGAGACGAAGUUAAAGCGCUAGGGGAAGAAAUCGCGGGUCUUAAGGCGAAGAUCAAGAAACUAGAAUCGGAAAGUGAAAGCAAAGGCAAAGAACUAAAAGGUGCACAAGCUGAAACUGAGGCUCUGAGAAAACAAGCGGAUGGAUUUCUUCUUGAGUAUGAUAGGCUGCUUGAGGAUAAUCAGAAUCUGAGGAAUCAGUUGGAAUCUAUUGACCAAAGUCCAGAGGGGAAAAAGAGUAUGUGA